Molecule: messenger RNA, 1595 nt
Organism: Salvelinus fontinalis (brook trout)
Lineage: Eukaryota; Metazoa; Chordata; Actinopteri; Salmoniformes; Salmonidae
Product: ubiquitin-conjugating enzyme E2 D4-like
Exons: 7
Coding region: 183-626 (147 amino acids)
Biological process (GO): protein polyubiquitination; ubiquitin-dependent protein catabolic process
Cellular component (GO): nucleus
Molecular function (GO): ubiquitin conjugating enzyme activity
Source: RefSeq, a predicted model, not a curated record
GUUUAUAGCCGACCGUAAACAGAAAGCGGAAACAAUAGAGAACCACAAACACACACCCUUGUCUUGGCGAUCUACUCAGGGAAAUAAAAUACCUUUACCUUUUAAGCAAUACUAGUAAAGUAGACAUCUAAGAAAAUACGAAGUCGACGAGUACUUAGGGGCAUUUGACUAAGUUGGUCACCAUGGCACUGAAAAGAAUACAGAAGGAGCUUCAUGACCUGCAGAGGGAUCCGCCAGCACAGUGCUCUGCUGGACCCGUGGGAGAGGACUUGUUCCAUUGGCAAGCAACAAUAAUGGGGCCAGGUGAUAGUCCGUACCAAAGUGGGGUCUUCUUUCUCACAAUCCACUUCCCCACCGACUAUCCCUUCAAGCCACCAAAGGUAGCGUUCACAACGAAGAUCUAUCAUCCAAACAUCAACAGUAACGGGAGCAUUUGCUUGGACAUCUUGCGAUCCCAGUGGUCUCCAGCAUUAACUGUAUCAAAAGUUCUGUUGUCCAUAUGUUCGUUGCUUUGUGACCCGAACCCAGACGACCCCCUAGUUCCAGACAUAGCACAGAUCUACAAACUAGACAAAGACAAAUACAACAGACUAGCAAGAGAUUGGACCCAGAAGUAUGCAAUGUAAAGAUCCUCCUGGAGAUGUUUUUUAAAGUCACUAAACACUGUACAUUCUGGUUAUAGAAAGUCAACCUAGGUGAUAUGGAACACAUUGUACUGUCAACAUUUAUCAUGUGAACCCAUGAACUCUAGAUGAUUUUGUGUUUACAGGGGGUAUACACUGCACAUAUGUACAUUAAGGGUGAUUAUAGGGUGACAAAUAUGGGGGACAACAACUGUACAUUGUUGUUCUCCCUACUUCCUGGUUUUGGGAACUUUUGUUUCUCGUCUCAUGAAUGGAAGAGGAAGUUAUUAGAAUACUGUAGCCCACGGUUACAUUCAGAAUACUGUAGCCUGUUGUUCCAGUCAUCAGAAUACUGUAGCCUGCUGUUCCAGUCAUCAGAAUACUGUAGCCUGCUGUUCCAGUCAUCAGAAUACUGUAGCCUGCCGUUCCAGUCAUCAGAAUACUGUAGCCUGCCGUUCCAGUCAUCAGAAUACUGUAGCCUGCUGUUCCAGUCAUCAGAAUACUGUAGCCUGUUGUUCCAGUCAUCAGAAUACUGUAGCCUGUUGUUCCAGUCAUCAGAAUACUGUAGCCUGUUGUUCCAGUCAUCAGAAUACUGUAGCCUGCCGUUCCAGUCAUCAGAAUACUGUAGCCUGUUGUUCCAGUCAUCAGAAUACUGUAGCCUGCUGUUCCAGUCAUCAGAAUACUGUGGCCUGCUGUUCCAGUCAUCAGAAUACAACACAGAGUACAACAUACUCAUGGCUCUGAUGACUGUCACCCAUAAAGAGGGAAAUUGAUGAAUCAAACCAAUUUUACCGUUUUUUUUUUUAUUGUAUCAAACUAUUCUGGACCUACUUUAGUUGUUUUAGCAUUAAGUCAGAACUUGUAUCAUUAAAACAUUGAAAUACAUUCUCUGCAAAUAACAGUGAUUUAGGGUCUUCAAUUAUGGCUUAUGCUGUUUAACACUUUUGUAUAAUUAAAGAAUGGUACACUUUU